AUGGUGGAGUUUGCACCCCUGUCUGUGCCGUGGGAGCGCAGGCUGCAGACCCUUGCGGUCCUACAGUGGGUCUUCUCCUUUCUGGCUCUGGCCCAGAUCUGCAUUGUGGUUUUCAUAGGCCUCCUAUUCACAAGAUUCUGGUUCCUGGCCUUGCUGUACGCAGCGUGGUGGUAUCUGGACCGGGACACGCCGCGGCGGGGGGGCAGGCGUGUCCAGUGGACUCGGUGCUGGACUAUAUGGAGAUACAUGAGGGACUAUUUCCCCAUCUCGCUGGUCAAGACCGCGGAGCUGGACCCCUCCAGGAACUACAUCGCAGGCUUCCACCCGCACGGGGUCCUGGCGGCUGGAGCCUUCACUAACUUGUGCACCGAGAGCACUGGCUUCUCAUCGGUCUUCCCGGGCAUCCGCCCUCAUCUGAUGAUGCUGACCUUGUGGUUCCGGGUUCCCUUCUUCAGGGAAUACAUCAUGUGCUCGGGGCUGGUCACGUCAGAAAAGGAGAGCGCUGCUCACAUUCUGAGCAGGAAGGGUGGUGGGAACCUGCUGGCUGUCAUUGUCGGGGGCGCCCAGGAGGCCCUGGAUGCCAGGCCUGGAGCCUUCACGCUGCUGCUGAGGAACCGCAAGGGCUUUAUCAAGCUCGCCUUAAUGCACGGGGUGCCUCUGGUGCCGAUCUUCUCCUUUGGGGAGAAUGACCUGUUUGACCAGGUUGAGAACUCUUGUGGCUCCUGGUUGCGCAAUAUCCAGAACCGGCUGCAGAAGAUCAUGAGCAUCUCCUUCCCACUUUUCCAUGGCCGCGGCGUCUUUCAGUAUAGCUUUGGCUUACUACCCUACCGCCGGCCCAUCACCACUGUGGUGGGAAAGCCCAUUGAAGUGCAGAAGACGCUGCAUCCCUCGGAGGAGGAGGUGAACAAGCUGCACCAACGCUACAUCAAGGAGUUGUGCAACCUCUUCGAGGCCCACAAGCUCAAGUUCAACAUCCCGGCUGACCAGCACUUGGAGUUCUGCUGA
Molecule: messenger RNA, 1005 nt
Organism: Carlito syrichta (Philippine tarsier)
Lineage: Eukaryota; Metazoa; Chordata; Mammalia; Primates; Tarsiidae
Gene: MOGAT2
Product: monoacylglycerol O-acyltransferase 2
Exons: 6
Coding region: 1-1005 (334 amino acids)
Biological process (GO): diacylglycerol biosynthetic process; triglyceride biosynthetic process
Cellular component (GO): endoplasmic reticulum membrane
Molecular function (GO): diacylglycerol O-acyltransferase activity; 2-acylglycerol O-acyltransferase activity
Source: RefSeq, a predicted model, not a curated record